AUGCCUGUUGUGUGCUCAUUUACAGCGGCAGUGCUGCUGAGCAGUGCGCCAGUUGUAGUAGACGCGCUCUCCGUAGAGGGCCUCGGCCACGAGGAAGGAGACAGCUACACUGCAUCUGGUCGCCAGCAGGACUAUCCAAGGUCUGUCACGACGGACUCGAAAAGCACAGAGCUGUCGUCUAGUAACUCGAUUGUAGGUAGCAAGGACGCUCCUCGGCCUGACCAUUCGCGAUGGCGGGAUCUGUGCGGUAGCCGUGCAUACAGUCGUUGUGUCCUCACGUACGUCACGGUCACCGUUUGCGUCGCGUAUCUUUUCCUGACAGUUGUCCUGUGGUGUCUCGCGCGGUGGUGGCGCUGCGGGGUGCACCAGCUCCACAGGCGGCACUCCGUCGAUGAUUCGUCCGGCGAGGAAAACGACGGUGUAAUGCGGUAUAGAGACGCAGAGGUGGCUCGCCAUGGGCUUCUCUCAGGCCGCUGGCAUGACCCGCAGGACGUUCCGGACAGUGAGAGUGCAAGAUACCGUGCAGCCGAAAGCAGUUGUGGCUCUCUUGGCACUCUCUUUCAGAUCCACAACUGGAUUCUGCAGGGACCGCGCUUGUGGGGAGUGCUGCAACAUACACCAAUAGGGCUCUUUUGCACCCUGGCGCAGCCCACAGGCCCUACAGGUGAGCUAGGGCAGGCAGAGUCACUCGCUGUGGACCUCGGCGAGGGAGCGAUUGAUGAGAGACGUGAUUCCUGGAAUUUCUCACGAGACGCUGACUGCACAGUCUCGACCUCUUCACGUGCUUCUGCCUCGAGUUUGCACAUGCAUGAAGGUGUGUUUCGCGCCACCACAGCGAGCGACUCUUCAGACAGAGACAAGAAUCCCAGCAUUCACAGAGAUGCCAACAGCGCUGAAGACAGCACGUGUGAUCGAUGCUGCUCACGCGAGAGCGACUGCAGCGAUGACGCUCACACGGAGGUUAAGCCACCCGCGCUCUGUGGGGUUGCGGCAGACGAGCACUGGUCUCCCUUCCGCAGUAGGACUCAUGUACGGCCACAGGUGAUCUACUUCAACAGCGCCUUCGACACCGAAGACGAUCUACUUACCAGUGCGUACGAGAGCACGAGCAGUGGCAGUCAGUUUCUCUACGGCAGCCUGGCCGCCACGACCCCUUCCACACCGUCCGCUAUGGGUGACGUGCUCUCGUCGCACACGCCUCCUCCACCGACGGACACGACCGAGUUAUUGCUGCGCGACUCGGGGUCGAGCGCCUGCGCACUUGACGCGGACGCCCUCCACAACACUCGGUGUGCGCAUGUCGCCCUUCCGUACCUGGGGACCGCCCUCCUCGACGUUGGAGCGACACGCCACACCGACCUGAGCAUCAAUGAAGAUUCGUUUGAGAGGGGCUACUGCCCACCUACCUUGCCCUCCAGCGCAGCCCUCUGCAGCACAGUGGGGCCACGCAGUAGCGAGGUGGAGUCUGUAGCGCCACCGUCUGAAAACACAGCCACGGCUGCGCCAUUCCCUGUGCUACAAGAAGCCUCGUAUCCACCGGUGCCCAAUCAGACAAAGGCGGCGCUGCCAGACGCAUACGUGCCGAAUGACAAGCUCGACACGAUGGGCGGGGACAUGGUAGAAGAAGUGGUGGACAGUGCCGCAUCUAGCCGGAGCUAUAUCCCUACUGCCCAGCUGCGCCGUUUGCCGGCCGCUGAGCCACCGAAGGUACGAGGAAAGCGCUCGUCGGCGAGAUACCGUGAGCCAUGGCAGCCGCUCCUUGUCCCUUGCAAGAGACCUUCUCUCGCUGAGGUUGCUGGCAUGACGACUCUUUCAACGCUUUCUGCACCGAGCUCGACGGUGUGCAAUCGCGUUCAACGGGCUCCCGACCCGAGCUCGCUCGGGGACGAUCUCGACAACUUGAUGCUCGCCGCCGACGUUGACGGUGCUCAAAGUAACACGACCGGCGACGGCACUCACGUCUGCAGGUGCAUCAGGACAUCCCUAUCUCGUACCCUGACGCUAGCUCCGGGGAGAGAGCAAGGGAUAGCAGGCACAUCAGUUGUGCCAACUGUAGUACCCUGUAGCGAUGCGAGCGUCUGCUCGAACCUCGAGCCCACGGCGCCACUUGUGGCUGCUAGCAGCCCUUUCCGACCACAAUCGGCGCCGAUUUCCGUGUACUCUCCUACGCCCGGUGCUGCUCACACUUUUAUGGACAAGAGCGACGCAGAUUCUUCUGAGCAGUGUAGGUGGUUGCCACAUGGCGUUGGCCAGCGGCCAUCACUGAACCUGUCCGUCGAGGAGCGGACGCUUCUGCUGAGGAGCAGGAAGUGGCUGUUUCCUCUCAUUGACGGUACGGACGAAAUCGAGUAG
Leishmania braziliensis MHOM/BR/75/M2904 is the source of this 2352-nucleotide messenger RNA. RefSeq lists its product as hypothetical. The record is from RefSeq and is a predicted model, not a curated record. Lineage: Eukaryota; Euglenozoa; Kinetoplastea; Trypanosomatida; Trypanosomatidae. Bases 1 to 2352 code for a protein of 783 amino acids. The transcript has a single exon.